Messenger RNA from Solanum lycopersicum (tomato), 465 nucleotides. The record is from RefSeq and is a predicted model, not a curated record. NCBI's taxonomy places the organism in Eukaryota, Viridiplantae, Streptophyta, Magnoliopsida, Solanales, Solanaceae.
AUGUCUUCAUUUGGAGCUGAGAUUGAACCAUCUAGUUUUGAGGAAGCAUGCAAAGAUCCUAGGUGGGUUGAUGCCAUGCAGGCUGAGAUCAAGGACUUAGAAUGCAAUAACACUAGGAAAGUUGUGCCUUUGCCUUAUGGGAAAACAGUCAUUGGAUGUAGGUGGAUUUUCAAGAUUAAAUACAAAGCUGAUGGUCCAAUUGAGAGGUUUAAGGCUAGACUAGUAGCUAAGGAAUAUAAUCAAAGGGAAGUACUAGAGUCUCAUGAGACAUUUUCUCCUGUGGUAAAAAUGGUGACUAUUAGAAGUGUCUUGGCACUAGAUGCAGCAGGGAAGACCAAGAAGCAAGGAACUGUCUCUCGAAGCUCAACAGAAGCUGAGUAUAGAAGUAUGGCAAAUUUUGUAGCAGAGGUAUUGACAGAACAGCCAACACCAAGUGAUUCUUCUGCUCCACAUUCACUGGUAUGA